This is a messenger RNA of Sarcophilus harrisii (Tasmanian devil), 2355 nucleotides long. It is a transcript of the gene METTL22, whose product is annotated as methyltransferase like 22. NCBI's taxonomy places the organism in Eukaryota, Metazoa, Chordata, Mammalia, Dasyuromorphia, Dasyuridae. Bases 50 to 1264 code for a protein of 404 amino acids. Gene Ontology annotation, cellular component: nucleus. Gene Ontology annotation, biological process: protein methylation. The transcript has 10 exons. The record is from RefSeq and is a predicted model, not a curated record. Gene Ontology annotation, molecular function: protein methyltransferase activity.
AUUAUCCUUUCAUUGUAGAUGCUCCUAUACAGAUUAAUAACAACACUGCAUGAUGGUGGAUCCAGAAGAGGAGGAAACUAUGGAAGAAAUUACAUUUAAAAGUGAUACUGUGCUGUCUGAUGUACAUCUAAACACCCCAAACAAAAGGCACCUCAUGGUGCGCCUGAAUGCUGUUGGCCAACCUGUUUUUCUGUCACAAUUCAAACUUCUGUGGAAGAAAGAUCCUUGGAAAGAUACUCAAGUUGAAGAUAAAAAACAAAAAAACAUUCAAAUAGAAAAUAAUACACUUGAUUACAGAAGUAUACAGAAAUCUUGUGGCAAGAAUAGCAAUGGUAUAGAUUGUCUGGACAAAAAUGAAACUCAAAUUCACCCUUGUAUGAGAAUAGAAGCUCUAUUGGAUAAUGAUGGUGACUUAGAAGUGGUAAGAAGACCACGGACUUUCUCUGAGACAAAACAAAAAGAAAUGUCAAGAAAUAAGAUACAUCCUAAAAUUCUAACCCAGGGAGCAGAAAAUGUCAGUGAAGAAGUGCAAGAAAAUGUCCGUCAUAGUAUGGUUAAAAUAGAACACACCAUGGCCACCCCUCUUGAAGAUGUUGGUAAACAGGUAUGGCGAGGAGCUUUCCUUCUAGCUGACUACAUCCUGUUCCAAUGUGACCUAUUCAAAAGUUGCACUGUGCUUGAGCUUGGGGCAGGAACUGGGAUUGCCAGCAUCAUCACAGCAACGGUUGCUAAGACUGUUUACUGCACAGAUGUGGGUGAAGAUCUCCUGGCUAUGUGUGAACGGAAUGUUGCCCUAAACAGGAACCUAACUGCAACAGCAGGAGGUGUAAUUAAAGUUAAAGAACUGAAUUGGCUAAAAGAUGAUUUGUGCACUGAUCCUCAAGUUCCAUUCAGUUGGUCUGAAGAAGAAAUUUCUGAUUUAUAUGCUCACACUACUAUCAUAAUGGCAGCUGAUGUUUUUUAUGAUGAUGAUCUCACAGAUGCUUUAUUUAAAACACUCUACAGAAUUACUCACAAUUUGAAAAAUGCUUGUACAAUCUACUUAUCAAUAGAGAAAAGACUAAACUUCACACUUAGACAUUUGGACAUUACAUGUGAAGCUUACAAUCAUUUUCGAUUUUCCCUAAAUGAUCUAGAGAAACUCAGAGAUGGCAAAAUGAAGUUUAUGGUAGAGCCAAUUGAAGCUACUUUCCCCCAGUUCCUUGUUUAUGAACGUAUAGAGCAGUUGGAACUCUGGAAGAUUGUUGCUGCACCAAUAAGUUGAUCUCUCAUGUGAACAAGGCUGAAGAUAUUCCCCUAAGUCAGUUUGUCGCAGUUCUUCCUAAACUGUAUUUUUAGUGAAAUCAAAAGCUACCAAACUAUUUGCUUUAGUUUAUAUAAUUAAAAAUGAUUAAUGUGCCUGAUACAAUAUAAUCAUUUUUAAAUUUUUGUGAUAAUUUUUCUGCUAUAUAACAUGUUCCAUACAGCCUUAAGAGUAUUAUCUCUUUUGAAAUUAAAUGAGAAUUAUUUACUUGCCACCAUUUUUACUAGUCACUUGUGAAGCUUCUUGAAGACAUUGAAUCCUGCCUUUAUCCAAUUAAGAAAAUUCUCUUACUCUUUUAUGGCUCAGGUACUAUUACCAUGCACUUCAGUGGUGGCUAGACUGAUUAUAGGCUUUUACUAGAGGUUUUUCUCAGUAUUGCUGCUUUUGUGCUUUCCAUGUUAACAUCUUGUAUGUAUUUACAAUAAUCAACACUAAAGAUUCAUCUGUUCCUGUUAUUUAAUAUUCUCUCUGUCACAAAUCAAUAUAUCUGGGAUCUAGAGCAUGUAAAUCUGACUCUGUGCCAUUAUAUCACUGCUUCUGGAGCAAAAAGCAAAAUUCAUUGUCAGAAUUUCUCUUCUUUUUAAAACGUAUGGGUUGGUUUAUGAAUAAAAUCAGGUAAAUGUUCUUCAUCCUUUGAAGCAAACACCAAAGCUACCAACUGCUUUGUACUCGGAUUAUUUAACCUUUACUCUCUCAAUCUAAACUGCUUGGUUUGUUUCCUUUUACUCCAACCUGAUUCCUCUUUCAUCUGUGAAUAUGUCUAAUCUGAUGUACAGACAUACUUACAUAUGCGUAUGGACAUAUAUGUAUCUAAAUGUGUGGGGCUAUAAUUUCUUCUGACGCUGUAUUGUUUUUUUCCCUUUUCUUUAUAGAAGUGAGAUUAAAACGUAGGCCCUUAAUAAUAAGGAUAUCUCCUCAAGAUAGGAUUGCCGACUGACUGAUGUUCAGCUUGACUAGUAUUUUAUCACAGAAGCUAGCUAAUUCUAACUGAUAUGUCAUCAGAGGGCCAGGUUUUCUUAUUUUUGAUUGUAGUAAAUCUUGUUACAGACCAC